AUGGGAAAAUGGGGUACCCUUGUGUUGCUUGUACUAGUUACAUUGCAUGCAAGUGCUGCACGUAAUGUGCCAAAGGGUAGUGGUGAAAAUGAAGAACAAACUCUGGGCGUGCAUGCAAGAGCGCCACAUACAGAGUCUUCAAUGAGCCAGGGUGUGGGUGAGAAGAAGAACUUUUUGGUUGGUGGGGUUGGAGGAUUUGCUGGGAUGGGUGGUUUUGUAGGAGGUGGCGCAGGGGGGAUUGGAAAGGUUGGCGGAAUCGGUGGUGGAGUCGCUGGAGGGAUAGGCAAGUUUGGUGGAAUCGGUGGUGGGGUCGGUGGAGGGAUUGGGAAGUUUGGUGGCAUUGGUGGUGGUGCCGGGAUUGGUGGUUUCCAUGGCAUUGGUGGCGGUGCCGGAAUUGGUGGCUUCCACGGCAUUGGUGGUGGUGCCGGAAUUGGUGGCUUCCAUGGCAUUGGUGGUGGAGUUGGAGGCUUAGGUGGUGCUGGUGGUGGUUUAGGUGGUGGUGGUUUAGGUGGUGGUGGUUUAGGUGGUGGUGCUGGUGGUGGUGCUGGUGGUGGUUUAGGUGGUGCUGGUGGCGUUGGAGGCUUAGGUGGUGCUGGUGGCGUUGGGGGCUUAGGUGGUGGUGGUGGCGUGGGGGGCUUAGGUGGUGCUGGUGGUGUUGGAGGCUUAGGUGGUGGUGCUGGUGGAGGCUUAGGCGGUGCUGGUGGUGGCUUAGGUGGUGCUGGUGGUGUUGGAGGUGUAGGUGGUGUAGGAGGUGUAGCUGGUGGAGGAUUAGGAGGAGUUGGGGCUGGUUUGGGUAACUAG
This is a messenger RNA of Vigna umbellata (rice bean), 801 nucleotides long. NCBI's taxonomy places the organism in Eukaryota, Viridiplantae, Streptophyta, Magnoliopsida, Fabales, Fabaceae. The record is from RefSeq and is a predicted model, not a curated record.